AUGAAGGGUGUUGUGGAAUAUGACCGUAUUGAGCGAGAAGCUGAAGAAAGGCGUAAAAGAGGAGAAGAAGAGACACCGAAAGCAGAGGCUGGUAUUGAACCAUCUGAAAAGCGAUCGGAACAAACACCAGCGCCCACUGAUGUUGUGCCCGAGAAACGAGACUCAGAUAGCGAAUAUGAGGAGGUGGAAGUGACGGAUGAUGAAGAGGAAGAACCCUCAAAGCGACUAAAAGCCGACGAGGAAGUGAAUCAGCAGGUCGAAUUCAACGAAGACGACAUCGAAUAUCAGUUGGCCGCCAUGGCAGACGACUACGGCGGUGGCCCCGGCGAAUAUGAUGAAUAUGGCGAAGGUGGCGAAACUGAAUGGCAAGAGAAUGAAGAGGAACCACCUCUCUCCGAAGAAGAUACCAUUGCGCUAUUCCGUGAUUUGCUUGACGACUUCAGGAUAAGCCCAUAUACUCCUUGGGAAACUAUCAUUGAAGAAGGGAAGAUAGUUUUUGACCCGAGGUACACAGUUCUGCCCAAUAUGAAAUCAAGACGGGAGGUCUGGUCGAAAUGGAGCCGUGACCGAAUACAUGAGCACAAGGAACGCAAGAAGAAGGAACAACAGGCAAACCCUCGGAUUGGAUAUUUUGCUCUUCUGCAUGAGCAUGCUACCCCUAAACUCUAUUGGCCUGAGUUUAAGCGAAAGUAUCGAAAGGAGCCGGAAAUGAAAGACAGCAGAAUACCAGAAAAAGAGAAAGAAAAGCACUACCGUGACCAUAUCGCAAGACUAAAACUUCCAGAAAGUACUCGGAAGUCUGAUCUAUCUUCUCUACUCAAGUCUAUCCCGCUAUCAUCACUCAAUGCGUCAAGCUCGAUCCACUCACUACCUCAGCAAAUUCUAUCCGACAUUCGAUAUAUAUCACUAUCUUCGCAAACCAGAGAUGAGCUUAUUGGGUCUUACAUCCUUACACUACCCGCUGCUCCAGAGCAACCAGAUACGCUAGACGAUGCAGAAAAGGCCGAACAGCUAAAGAAAGAGCAAGAACGGCGAAAGCGGGAGAAGGCCUUGCAUGACCGUGAAAUGAGAGUGCAAGAAGAGAAGCGAAAGCAGCAGAGAGCUGUUAUGCAUAGCAAAGAUGCCCUCCGCCAGGAGGAUGAAGAGAUUCAGAGAGCUAUGAAAGUGGGCAGAGAGGGUUUAAAAAGUUAUAUGGAUGACACCUAG
This is a messenger RNA of Trichophyton rubrum CBS 118892, 1206 nucleotides long. RefSeq lists its product as uncharacterized. The transcript has a single exon. NCBI's taxonomy places the organism in Eukaryota, Fungi, Ascomycota, Eurotiomycetes, Onygenales, Arthrodermataceae. The record is from RefSeq and is a predicted model, not a curated record. Gene Ontology annotation, molecular function: RNA polymerase binding; transcription coregulator activity. The coding region runs from base 1 to 1206 and encodes 401 amino acids. Gene Ontology annotation, cellular component: nucleus.